AUGGCAACAAGGCAGCAGGCGUCGCUGGGCCUGUCGUCGUCAUCGUCGCCGCAAAGCAAAUUGUCUAAACUAGCGGGUAAAUGUCCUGACUAUGUCGAGUACUCAAAAUACCCUCAUAAGCCGAUUGAGCCGGGGGACUACAACUACCCGUUUAUGAGACCGCCGCCUAAAUGCCGGACAUUUUCCAGUCCAGCAGUGGAACGGGUGAUUGAGGAUUUGAAAGCGAAAGUGCUGUCACCUGAUUUGGGUCGGCUCAUAGAGAAUUGCUUGCCUAACACGUUGGACACGACGAUUUUGUGGCACACUGAUAAAAGCGCCCAGGACGGCUCACCUCACACGUUUGUAGUUACAGGCGACAUCCAUGCUGAAUGGCUCCGUGACGCCGCUCGUCAAUUGGCAGUGUACCAGCCGUUUGUCAAGCACGAUCCCAAAUUGGCGCGGCUCAUGGUGGGGGCGAUUCACACCCAGGCGUUCUACAUCAACGUCAGCCCUUACUGCAAUGCCUUCCACCCGCCUCCUGGUAGUGGUAUCCACAAAGGUAAUACCGCUAAGGAUAACGUAUUCCCCCCUCCCAACUGGAAUCAGGUGUUUGAGUGUAAGUAUGAGAUUGACUCGUUGGCGAGUUUCUUAACUCUCAGCAACGACUACUACGAAAACCUGGGAGGCGACACUCUGUUUAUGGACCCCCUGUGGUGGCAAGCAUUUGAGAAAGUGUUAGUGGUGAUCAAGCGGGAAAGCGUACCCCUGUUUGAUGAAGAAAGCGGACGGGCACUUAAACACUACUACUCGUUCAAGCGGUGGACCGAUAUCGGCCUGGAGACGCUCCCCUUAGGUGGUGUGGGUAACCCAGUGAACUUUGGUACUGGUCUCGUGCGGCUGGCGUUCCGCCCCUCCGACGACGCUACCAUCCUUCACUUUUUCAUCCCCGGUAACAUCCACGCCGUAACUGAACUUAAGCGGACCCGCAAGAACUUGUUGAAACAAGAGAAUUUAGGAGCAGCUAAGUCUGAUUUUGCCACCAUCAAGAGAGUUGUGGACGAAUUAAUCAAAAACAUUAACGAUGGUCUUAACACUUACGGCAUCAUCGAUCACCCUGUCUACGGAAAGGUGUAUGCAUACGAGGUUGACGGUUAUGGAGGAGCCGUAUUCAUGGAUGACGCCAACAUCCCUUCGCUUUUGGCUAUGCCCGACAUGGGGUUCGUUCCCGUCGACGAUCCCGUGUACCAAAAUACCCGGAGAAUGAUCCUUCGUAAAGAAGGGAACCCAUACUAUCUUACGGGAGCAUUCUUUGAAGGUAUUGGUGGACCCCACGUCGGCAUUCAGAACGCAUGGCCGAUGUCGUUAUUAGUGAAAAUUCGUACUUCUCAGGACGACAAGGAAAUUUCUGAGGCUCUUGAGUUGGUGAUGAAACUGACGGCAGGGCUUGGGUUGAUGCAUGAAACGGUGAACGUCAACUCCCCUGGUGGGAGAGACUACACCCGGCUGUGGUUCGCUUGGUGCAACUCCGAGUUUGGCAAGACUAUCCUCUGGUUGGCCAAGCACAAGCCUCAUUUGAUUUUCAAGGAUGGGGUCGGAUCGUACGAUAUCGACAAGGCGUUGCGGUUGGUCAACCAGGCGAAUGACGUCGCAUAG
This is a messenger RNA of Diutina rugosa, 1632 nucleotides long. RefSeq lists its product as uncharacterized. Bases 1 to 1632 code for a protein of 543 amino acids. The transcript has a single exon. Gene Ontology annotation, biological process: carbohydrate metabolic process. The record is from RefSeq and is a predicted model, not a curated record. Lineage: Eukaryota; Fungi; Ascomycota; Pichiomycetes; Serinales; Debaryomycetaceae.